Messenger RNA from Owenia fusiformis, 1052 nucleotides. The record is from the annotation of a GenBank genome assembly. NCBI's taxonomy places the organism in Eukaryota, Metazoa, Annelida, Polychaeta, Sabellida, Oweniidae.
ACGAGAUUCAAGAUGUCAGCUCCCAUGGAAGUGAAAUGUUUUUAUUUUUUAAUUCUUAGUUUUUGCUGUAUCUUUGGGAUUGUAGCAUUUGAAUCGAUAAACAAACAAACAAUAGAUCAACUGAGGUCCUCAAGCGACUUCUUAGUUGUUUAUUACGGGACUGCAAACUGUGAAGCAUGUUUAACAUCUGCAAAACUAUUGGAUGCAAUUCGUGAUAAUUCCCUAAUACAAGAUCUGAAGAUAAUUAAGACUGAAGAUGCAGAAGCAGCGAAGGAUCUCUCCAUUACAACAUUCCCACAGAUUGUCUUCUUCCGUAAAAACAAUCCUAUUAUAUACAGCGAACCGCUUGAUGAUGAAGAUACCACGGAUGAUAUCAUCAUGUGGUUGAGCAAUAAUGUAGAAGUUGCAACAAAAGUUCUUGAUGAUGACAACUUUGAGCAUCUUACCCAAGCUUCUACAGGAGCCACAACUGGUGACUGGCUCGUCAUGUUCUACUCAGAAGAAUGCUCAUCUUUGCUGCCAUCUUUCGAAGGAGUGUCUGCAAUCAUAAAGCAACGUCAGAAUGGGGCAAUAGUGAACAUUGAUAAAAGUCCAAAGUUAAAGAAGAGGUUUAAUAUUCAACGCUGCCCAACAAUUAUAUUUUUCCGGCUUGGUAAGCAGUAUACUUUCAAUGCCAAGUAUGAUACAUCAGCCUUGACCUCAUUCGCUGGGGGUUGGUACAAAAAUAUGCCAUCACAAAAAGUGUUGCCACUCCCAAGUCCUUUCGAUGAAUUAGUGGAAAAUAUUGCUCAAGAUCUGAAGAAUGUUAUAAAUGGACCUAAUGGAUCUCUUGUUGUGAUGGUCACCAUAGCAGCAUUGAUAGCCUUAAUGGUUGUCAUAGCAAUAUGUUUUGUAUGUGCUCCGAGACAGAAGGACACAAAAAUGGACUGAGUUUAAGAAAAUCGAGCUUAAUACUUUUAAACCAUAAACGUGCAAUUUGUUAUUUUAUGUAUGCGAGACCUGGAAUUAUAUGUACAUCUUUGCUAUUGGAGGUUUCAAAUAUAGAUAAUCUG